Messenger RNA from Hemibagrus wyckioides, 3839 nucleotides. It is a transcript of the gene slc35d1a, whose product is annotated as solute carrier family 35 member D1a. The coding region runs from base 119 to 1093 and encodes 324 amino acids. Lineage: Eukaryota; Metazoa; Chordata; Actinopteri; Siluriformes; Bagridae. The record is from RefSeq and is a predicted model, not a curated record. Gene Ontology annotation, molecular function: antiporter activity; GDP-fucose transmembrane transporter activity. Gene Ontology annotation, cellular component: Golgi apparatus. The transcript has 12 exons.
GAGGGAGGGUGAAAGAUGGCGGAAGUUGAGAAACGUCAGCGUGGAGAGAAAGACGAGCGGCGCGCGGAGUAACGGGAUGUGAGAGGAGAGAGAGAAAGAGAGAGAGAGAGACCCUGGGAUGGCGGACGAAACCUUGACGCUGUUAAUCAAGCUGCUCGCUGCGGCUUUUUACGGCGUGAGUUCUUUCCUAAUAGUUGUGAUAAACAAAAGCGUCCUAACCAACUACAGGUUUCCUUCAUCGCUAUGUCUUGGCAUCGGGCAGAUGUUGGCCACAGUGUUGGUGCUGUGGACCGGAAAGGCUCUGCGGGUGAUCACCUUCCCCGGGUGGGAGCUCAACAUCCUCAGCAAGACCUUUCCUCUACCUCUUCUAUAUGUAGGCAAUCAAGUAACUGGACUCUUUGGAACGAAAAGGCUAAAUUUGCCGAUGUUUACGGUGUUGAGGAGGUUCUCCAUUCUCUUCACCAUGCUGGCCGAGGGCUUCUUGUUGAAGAAGAAAUUCUCAUGGCCGGUUCAGCUCACUGUUUUCACAAUGAUCUUCGGGGCUUUUGUGGCUGCAAGCGCCGACCUGUCCUUUGACCUGCAGGGUUAUGUGUUCAUCUUAAUGAAUGACGUCUUAACUGCUGCUAAUGGAGCCUUUGUCAAACAGAAGUUGGACUCUAAGGAGCUGGGAAAGUAUGGUCUACUCUAUUACAACGCUUUAUUUAUGAUCCUGCCUACACUCCUUUUGGCACAUGUCACUGGAGACAUGGACAAGGCCCUGGAUUACGAUGGCUGGUCAGAUACACUCUUUGUAGGACAGUUCAUCAUGUCCUGCAUAAUGGGAUUUAUCCUGAUGUACUCCACCGUGCUCUGCACUCAGUACAACUCGGCUUUAACGACUACCAUCGUCGGCUGCCUGAAAAAUAUAUUAGUGACUUACAUUGGAAUGGUGUUCGGAGGGGAUUAUAUUUUCUCCUGGACUAACUUCAUAGGUCUGAACAUCAGUAUUGCUGGUAGUCUGGUGUACUCUUACAUAACGUUCACUGAGGAACAGAGCAGCAAACAGGGCGAGAGCAUCAACAAGCUGGAGGUGAAGGGGAAAGUGGCUGUAUGAGCAGCACUUCAGCUCAAGGCUAUCAUUCAGUGUUUUAACUUCGAGUGCGCCAGAACGUGAAGAGCAAAACACAACAGGAUUGAUGUACGAACAUCGCCUGUGAACCCAGCAAGAAAAGACACGUCAAGCUGCCAAUCGUGGGACGCCAUCGUCGCAAAAGAAGGACAACAUUGGACACGUCAAUUAUUUAUCGUCCAGCUAUAUCUCUAUAGAGUAAAAACUAUUCUACUAUAGAGUAAAGAAAAACAUAUGUUUAUUGGAGGUCUAGACUGUAUUUUGAAACAAUACUGUUUUCUUUUUCUUUUUUAAGGUACAUUCAACUUGAAUUUCUAUAUUUUCUUAUGAACAGUAUGAUUUGUCAUUUAUGGCAGUAUUAUGCCGUUUUUGUUUCCAUGAAUGUGCCAUACUUUGCUAUUUUACGUCAGCAUUUUAUGUUAGUAAUAGGCUAAUGAUAUGUUUUAUGUUUGUUUUUUGUUUUUUUUUCUCCCCUCAGUAUUAGAAAUGUCGGUGUAGACAUUCCAUCUGCUAGGAUCAUGUAGUGCUUGUGUUACCUUCUAAAGUGAACAACGCAAUACUCGCACUUUAAACAGUUCACAGGUACUUUUUAUUUCACGAUGAACGACGAGGAAGUGUUUACGGUAGGUUAGUGGAAAAAAGCAAAGAAAAAGACGUAACUCAAAUUUUCCAUUGUAUUUAGAACUGCAUUCGGGUUGUCGAGAGGAAAAGAAAAGAUGUACGUCUUGCGUACGUCAGCGUUAAUAUCAUUGGUACUUUUUGACCGAGUCAAAAUGUGAAGACGAGUUCAAUCAAUGCUAUCUAGAUGUUAUACAUCUGGAAUCUUCAGUAAUUUGGCUGUAUCCAGUCCGUAUAUAUAUGUAUAUGUAUGUGUAUAUAUGUAUAUAUGUAUAUAUAAUGUGUGUAUAUAUAUAUAUAUACAUAUACAUAUAUAUAUUUUUGUCUGCAAGAAAGAUAGAACAUUUAAAUAUAAAACAUUUAUCACACAGUCGAGUUUUUCUGUCCCUCAGAGGAAUGAUCGUCUUUCAAGACAUAGAUGUUUCUGUUCAUUUUGUGUUCUUUUUCUCAGUCAAGGUUAUUCAUAGAGCACUGAAAGCAUUAAGACAUGGACACAGCUUGUAUUUUUUUUAUUUUUCCUUUAGAUAUUGUUUCUUUUUUACUGCUUUUCUUUUUUAUUAUUAUUAUUAUUAUUUCUUUCAUAUGAACAAGAGCUCAGUGACUGUAGCAGUGCAAAAGAAAAUAAAUCUGAGCUUGCAUGUAUGUUAUUAAAAUACCUCAGUUUUCCUAUCGGUUGGAUUUUGGUCACUUUUCUUCAGACAACUGCUGUUUUCUGGAGUAACUAAUGAGACAAAAAUACAAGGCAAUACAUCAGUCUUAUGGGGUUUUCUGCUUAGUGUGUACUUCAGCAUCUGGUGCAGGUGUACAUGUUUAUUUGCCCUGCCUUUUUAUGUAAAGACAAUAAGGAAAUGUGCAAUAUUACAUGUUGUAUCAUUUCAUAUUGCUUUGUUGUUUUUCUUCUUCUUCAGAGGUGGUUUUAUAGUUGCUACCUGCUAACUUAUUGUCCCAAUAAUUUCAAGUCCAAUCUUACCUGUUAGUUGGAGAUCUGAUCAUGUCAUGUAUAAUGUAAACUGUUGAGUAAUUGCAGCAAAUCCAACAAGGCUUUAGUCCUAAUCAUCUACAUCCCAUGUUACUUGUUCAAUUCAGGUCUAAUAAUUUUACGCCCAGGGGAAUAUGCCAUAUAAGUACAGCUCCAAGGACUAAGAGCCUGAGCCUGGGUCUGUAUGGAUUUGUUUUGUUUUAUAUUAUUUCCUUUUGGAUUCUCUAGUUUCCUUGCAUGCCUGUAGGAGUGAAUGAGGGUGUCAUUUCCAGGGUGUAUUUCUACACUAUAUUGCCAGAGGUUUUGGGACACCCAAAAAGGUUUUGGGACACUCCAAAUCAUGGAAUUCAUGGGUUGGGCUCGGCCCCUUAGUUCCAGUGAAAGGAACUCUUAAUGCUUCAGCAUACCAAGACAUUUUGGACAAUUUCAUGCUCCUAAUUUAGGAACAGUUUGGGGAUGACCCCUUCCUGUAAGCCAGGCCAAAACUGGGAUGUCUUCCUUUACAUGCACAUGAAUGUAAUAUAGAGUUGGCCUGUCCCUUUGCAGCUAUAACAGCUUCAACUCUUCUGGGAAGACUUUCCACAAGGUUUAGGAGUGUGUUUAUGGGAAUUUUUGACCAAUCCUCUAGAAGCGCAUUUGUGAGGUCGGGCACUGAUGCUGGAUGAGAAGGCCUGGCUCACAGUCUCCGCUAUAUUUCAUCCCAAAGGUGUUCUAUCAGGUUGAGGUCAGGACUCUGUACAGGCCAGUCAAGUUCCACCACACCAAACUCUCAUCCAUGUCUUUAUGGACCUUGCUUUGUUCAGUCAUGUUGGAACAGGAAGGGGUCAUCCCCAAACUGUUCCCACAAAGUUGGGAGCAUGAAAUUGUCCAAAAUGUCUUGGUAUGCUGAAGCAUUAGGAGUUCCUCUCAGUGGAACUAAGGGACCGAGCCCAACCCCUGAAAAACAACACCUGAAUUUAAUGAUUUUGGAGGGGUGUCCCAAAACUUUUGCCAAUAUAGUGUACUUCAUACCCAGGGAUCCGGGGACUGGUGACAGAUUCACUGAGAACAGGAUUUCUAAUCUGUCUGUUAUCCAUUUUUACUUCAUCUUUUAUCAAGAAAAAAUAAAUUGUACUCGCAUUUUUAAUUAAUAAA